AUGAUGAUAAAUCCCAACGAUGCAUCAAGCUUUGCAGGAAGAACACCAAAAUUUGUGGUUGAGGUGUUGUACAACUUCUUUCCGUCCGAUAAGCAACAUUUAACCCUUACUCAAUAUGAAAAGGUGAAGGUCAUUGAGACUCAUGAAAGUAAUUGGUGGAUCGGAGAGAGAGCAAAUGGAGAAGUAGGAUUGUUUCCAGCAAAUUAUGUGAGGAGAGUGAGUAAAAAAUCAAAGGAAGAACAAUUACAAAAAAGAAAACAAAUUGCCAGUCAAUUAGGUUUGGGUGGCUUGGAUCUUGACGACUUACUUUCCGAAGACGACGAUGACGACGAUAUCUUAAUGUCAUCAGAAGAUGAGCAAGAAAACCCCAACACCACGCUCACAAAACAAUCCUCUACUGCUUCGUUAAAAACACAACCUCCUCUUCCUUCUCAACAACAACAGGUCACUACAGGCAAUAUGCAAAAUGCGACUGGAAAAUUUGUCACCGAAGAGGCCUAUGAAAAGAAAAAGAAAGAAUUGCAAGAGGCUCUCCAAAAACAAUUAGAAGACCAAAAAAACAAAAACCAGACAAGCAGAAGAAAUUCAAAAACUUAA
Molecule: messenger RNA, 597 nt
Organism: Naegleria fowleri
Lineage: Eukaryota; Heterolobosea; Eutetramitea; Acrasida; Naegleriidae
Exons: 2
Coding region: 1-597 (198 amino acids)
Molecular function (GO): protein binding
Source: RefSeq, a predicted model, not a curated record